This is a messenger RNA of Ostreococcus tauri, 612 nucleotides long. RefSeq names its product Regulator of ribonuclease activity A. NCBI's taxonomy places the organism in Eukaryota, Viridiplantae, Chlorophyta, Mamiellophyceae, Mamiellales, Bathycoccaceae. The record is from RefSeq and is a predicted model, not a curated record. The coding region runs from base 1 to 612 and encodes 203 amino acids. Gene Ontology annotation, biological process: regulation of RNA metabolic process. Gene Ontology annotation, molecular function: ribonuclease inhibitor activity. The transcript has a single exon.
AUGUCGAGAGCGUCGAGAGCGAUGACGCACGCCACCGCGAGUGCGUCUCGCGGCGCGCGCGAUGGGUCGUGGACGCCCGACGCGAACGCCGCGAGGUUCGGGACGAGCGAUAUAUGCGAUGUCCAUCACCCUGGACUCGUGGACGACGUCAUCGGGACGUCGGCGUCGCGCGUACGCGUGGCGCGCGCGAACGCGUUGAAGGACUACGGCGGGCUGAGACGGUUUCGGGGCGAGGUGAGCACGGUUUUGUGUUUCGAGAAUAACCCGCUCGUGCGGUUAGCGCUCGAGGAACCUGGCCUCGGGCGAGUGCUCGUCGUGGACGGCGGUGGGAGCGAGCGGUGCGCGCUUCUCGGGGAUAACUUGGCGGAGACGGCGGCGCGAAACGGUUGGAGCGGCGUCAUCGUGAACGGAUGCGUGCGAGACUCCGAGGACAUCGCCAAGUUCAACGUCGGCGUCAAGGCGAUCGGGACACAUCCGUUGAAGAGUAGUAAGCGAGAUCCGGGUCUUCGAGACGUUCCCGUGACGUUCGCGGGCGUGACGUUCGUUCCGGGCUCGUACGUGUACGCGGACGCCGACGGAAUCGUCGUCUCGCCGGAGAAAUUAGAAAUAUGA